GACCAACGUAAUCAAACCGGAACGCCAACUCUGAACUAGGAUUAAUAAUCAACUACAUACACGUUUAUUGAUCAUCGCAAGGAUGUCAGACGCCAAGCAGAUCAUCGCUCAGAAAAGUGCUAAAAUAGCGGCUGGAGCGGUUGUGUGUGUUGAAAGCGAAAUAAGAGGAGACGUGACCAUAGGCGCUAGAACAGUUGUUCACCCCAAAGCCCGGAUCAUAGCAGAGGCCGGGCCGAUCAUCAUCGGGGAGGGAAAUCUGAUCGAGGAGCAGGCGCUGAUUAUUAACAGUUACCCGGAGAACAUCAUGCCAGACGCAGAGGGAGUGGAGCCAAAAACCAUGGUGAUUGGCACCAAUAAUGUGUUUGAAGUUGGAUGUGUCUCACAAGCUUUGAAAAUCGGGGACAACAAUGUGAUUGAGUCUAAAUCGGACCUCGGGAGAAACGUGAUCCUGACCAGUGGCUGUAUCGUGGGUGCGUGCUGCCAGGUCAACGCGUGUGAGGUGGUGCCGGAGAACACGGUGGUGUACGGCUCAAACUGCAUCCGCCGCGUGCAGAGCGAAAAGCCUCAGUCUCAGACUCUGCAGCUGGACUUCCUCAUGAAGAUUCUGCCCAACUAUCAUCACCUGAAGAAGACGGUCAAAGGAAGCGGCACACCUGUGAGGAACUGAGAGGAAGCUGGACCCCGGAGGGAUCGUAGCCUACUUCCUCCGACCCGAUCUGGCACCUGACGCCACGCGCCGACUCAAUUCCCUCAACUUGCACGUGUCUUGUUACACUUUAGGGUUCUUCUUUAACGCCUAGUGGAAUGCUUCUGCCUUUGUACAUUUCUUCCUGCAUAUGAGGAAUGCCAACAUUUGCUCUUGCACACUGUUUUCACUGUUAAGAAUUGUAAAUCUCCUGUGCCAUUUUUAUGUUGAAUAAUUCUACUCGUAUGUAUGUAUAAUCGUUCCCAUUAAAAUAUUGCAAUAGAAAUGACUGAA
Messenger RNA from Gasterosteus aculeatus aculeatus (three-spined stickleback), 979 nucleotides. Its product is annotated as dynactin subunit 6. Gene Ontology annotation, cellular component: dynactin complex. NCBI's taxonomy places the organism in Eukaryota, Metazoa, Chordata, Actinopteri, Perciformes, Gasterosteidae. Gene Ontology annotation, biological process: mitotic spindle organization. The record is from RefSeq and is a predicted model, not a curated record. Gene Ontology annotation, molecular function: dynein complex binding.